AACAAAAACAUAAACAAAGACUUUCGAUCGUGUGACCAACUUGUUAUAUUCAAACAACGUUGUUUGAAUAACAGUAGUAGCAGUAGCUACCACUGAAGUGCAGAGAGUGGAAGGAACACUCUGUGACGAUGGCUUCACACUCCACCUUCUUCCUGAACCCAACGACCCUUCUCAACCACAACAACAUCAUCACCACUCUCUCUUCUACUCACCAUUCCACCUCGUUUCCCUCUUCACUUUCCAGUAAAUCCCUUUCCUGGAAAAUCCCCACCACUGGAAACCAACUAGUUCCUCGGUUCUCUGCUUCUUCUUCUUCUUCUUCGUCUCAAGAGUUCGAUGUUGUCAUAGUGGGUGCUGGCAUCAUCGGUUUGACCAUCGCUCGCCAGUUCCUGUUGGGUUCGGACCUAUCAAUCGCCAUAGUUGAUAAGGGUGUCCCUUGUUCUGGUGCCACCGGCGCAGGGCAGGGAUAUCUAUGGAUGACACACAAAACACCUGGGAGUGACAUAUGGGAUCUUACAUGGAGAAGCCAUCAACUUUGGAAGAUGCUGGCAGGAAGCCUAGAAGAGCAAGGCUUGGAUCCUACGCUGGAGUUGGGUUGGAAAAAAACUGGGAGCCUAUUAGUUGGUAGAACACAUGCAGAGUCAGACAUGCUAAAAGGAAGGGUGAAACAGCUUAGCGCAGCUGGGUUGAAAGCCGAGUACCUGUGUACCAGUGAUUUGUUUAAACAGGAACCUGAUCUGUUGGUGGAGAAAGACAGUGCAGCUGCAUUUCUACCAGAUGACUGCCAAUUGGAUGCUCAUCGUACUGUUGCAUAUAUUGAAAAGGCUAACAGGAACUUUGCAUCAAAAGGAAGAUAUGCAGAAUUUUAUGAUGACCCAGUGCAAUGUUUCAUCAGGUCAGAUAGCAAUGGGGAUAUUAAAGCUGUUCGGACCUCCAAGAAUACAUUAUACAGCAAGAAAGCAAUUAUAGUUGCAACUGGUUGUUGGACUGGUUGUUUGAUGGAAGAUUUGUUGAGAAAUUGGGGAGUGGAGUUACAUGUUCCUGUAAGGCCUAGAAAGGGUCAUCUACUUGAGGUUCAAAAUUUCAAUUUCCUUCAAUUGAAUCAUGGCCUGAUGGAGGCAGGUUAUGUUGAUCAUCCAACAAUUUCUGGUUUAGAAUCGUCAGAUCAUGGACGGAACUUCUCUGUUUCAAUGACAGCUACUGUAGAUGCAGCAGGGAAUCUUCUUAUCGGGAGUAGCCGUGAAUUUGCUGGGUUCAACACUGAUUUGGACGAGUCUGUUGUCAGUUAUAUAUGGAAACGAGUUGGAGAGUUCUUUCCCAAAUUGAAAAUGCUUUCCCUUUCAGAUCUAAGUGCAGAUAGAAAAGUCAGAGUAGGAUUACGACCUUACAUGCCUGAUGGGAAGCCAAUGAUUGGGCCCGUGCCUGGCUUGUCAAAUGUGUACCUCGCAGCCGGACAUGAAGGAGGCGGGCUUUCAAUGAAUUUGCAGGCUUUGGGGACUGCUGAAAUGGUUGUUGAUAUGGUGUUGGGCUGUCUAGGAAAAGUUGAUAGCGCACCUUUUGCUGUGGAUCGAGUUCUUGUUUAAUUGUAUGCAACUCAUGAGAAUUACUCGCUGAGGAUGUGAAAGCUUGUGGCCACUUGGAAUUCCUACAUCUGAAACUAUUUAUUAUCAUAUGAAACUAUUGCCGAUAUUGUACUGCAAUUCCUUUCAUAAAUUAUCAAUCUUAUUACCGAUGUUGAUCGGAUUGGUUU
Lotus japonicus is the source of this 1750-nucleotide messenger RNA. RefSeq lists its product as uncharacterized. Gene Ontology annotation, cellular component: cytoplasm. The transcript is spliced from 9 exons. NCBI's taxonomy places the organism in Eukaryota, Viridiplantae, Streptophyta, Magnoliopsida, Fabales, Fabaceae. The record is from RefSeq and is a predicted model, not a curated record. Gene Ontology annotation, molecular function: oxidoreductase activity. Bases 129 to 1583 code for a protein of 484 amino acids.